ACACAUCCACGAACAGAACCUCCCAUCGGUAUCUGUCAUUCGCUCAUUUCACGCUCGAAUCGAUGUCUGCCCAAUCGCUUCAGGCUCUCUGGGACGCUUCGGCCAGCCAGCCCUUCAUCGCGGCCACUCCCAAAGACACCCAGUUCUCCGUCGGCUUCUUCUUACUCCUCGGCGGCCUCAUUCUCUCCGGCUUGUUUGGUCUGAACAACACGCUCAAGAACCUCCCAAUCCUCGCAGUCCCGGCAUCGCUCGCAUUCGGAUUCGGUGCAGUAUACAUGAUCUGCGCCGUCGGAGUCUAUGUAUAGGUCACGAUCACCUCACCAAUCUCCUCGAUACAGUCGGCACUCCGAGUCAAAGACCUACGCUCUAUACCGACCGCCUCGCACGCCCGCUCCUUCCACCCGCGUUCCAGUCCAUCGCGACUUCCACCCUGUGACC
Zymoseptoria tritici IPO323 is the source of this 438-nucleotide messenger RNA. RefSeq lists its product as uncharacterized. The transcript is spliced from 3 exons. Gene Ontology annotation, biological process: protein N-linked glycosylation. The record is from RefSeq and is a predicted model, not a curated record. Lineage: Eukaryota; Fungi; Ascomycota; Dothideomycetes; Mycosphaerellales; Mycosphaerellaceae. Bases 63 to 305 code for a protein of 80 amino acids.